UAGGGGCGACACCAAACGCCUAAACUCGUAAUACAUCUCAAUAACAAGAUGGAGGUAGAUUGAAUGGUCAUUAGUAUUAUUUAUGAAAACAACAAGUUAUAAAAUAGCGAAAGAGUUUGGUCAGGAAGAAAUGAGUUGAUAGAGCAGUUAAUAUGACUACAUUACAAACCGGAUAUCAAGCCCUUUUGGCUUAUAAUGAUAAUGAGGCAGAAACUCCUCAAGACAGUGGUGUUAUGAUACAUGUGGUGCCUGAAAGUGGAAAAUCACGAUGGAAUCAUAUAGAAGAUCUUGAUUCAUUUUUUACAAGAGUAUAUUUAUAUCAUCAAAAAAAUGGCUUUGGGAGUAUGGUCCUUGAUGAAAUUUUAAUGCUUAUUCAAUUUAUCUUUGCUGUCAUAUUCACAAUCUUCAUAACAAGUUGCGUGAACUAUCCUGUUCUAUUUAAAGACGUACCUCCUCAAGGAGUCAAUCAUACGGAGAAAGUUACUUUAAGGGACGUUGUUAUUCCCUUAAAUGUUUGUGUAUAUAGAUUACAUCCUUUGAUUGUAUUUUGUUUAAUUGUGGCAUCUGUUUUCCUUGUAUUAAGACUUAUCAAGGUAGUAUAUCAGCUAUUUCAGUAUAAUGAGAUCAAAGUAUUUUAUAGUACAGCAUUAAAAAUAGCUCCAGAUGAUCUAGAAAACAUGACUUGGCAUGAGGUGCAGUGCCGACUUUUGGAAGUGCAGUGUGAACAGCAGAUGUGCAUACACAAGAGAGAACUUUCAGAAUUAGAUAUAUAUCAUAGAAUACUCAGGUUUAAAAACUAUAUGGUAGCUAUGGUCAACAAGAAUAUACUUCCCAUAAAAUUUAAUCUUCCUUUCAUUGGGGAAAUAGUAUUUUUUUCAAAAGGACUUAAAUAUAAUCUUGAAAUGAUUUUGUUUUGGGGUCCUUGGGCACCAUUCGAAAAUAGUUGGCACUUAAAAGAAGAUUAUAAGAAAGUAUCGAAAAGAAAUCAAAUGGCAAAAGAUUUAUCUACUCGUAUUACUUGGAUAGGCAUUGCAAAUGGUCUUCUCUCUCCAUUAAUUUUGGUUUGGCAUCUUCUAAUGUUCUUUUAUAGCUAUGUUGAACAAAUCAAAAGAGAACCUAGUGUAUUAGGAACUAGAACAUGGUCUAACUAUGCAAGAUUUUAUUUACGUCAUUUUAAUGAAUUGGAACAUGAAUUUGAUUCCAGACUGAGCAGAGCCUAUAAGCCAUCCACAAGUUAUAUUUCAUUAUUUACCUCUCACAAAGCAGCAGCUGUUGCUCGGUGUAUCAUUUUUAUGGCUGGUGCUGUAUUUUCAUAUUUUCUCGUUUUGACCAUUUAUGACGAAGACGUAAUGACUGUGGAACAUAUUUUAUUUGUUAUGACUUUUUGUGGUAUAAUUUGUGCUGGAUGCCAAAGCUUUCUACCUCCAGAAAAUUUGGUUUGGUGUCCAGAAAAACUUAUGACCAAUAUCUUAGCUCACAUCCAUUACAUUCCCGAUCACUGGAGAGGGAAAGCUCAUAUUUUUAAAGUUAGAAAUGAAUUUUCACAAUUGUUUCAAUUAAAAGUUGUGCAUUUUUUGGAAGAGUUAAUUAGUCCGAUUGUUACACCCAUCAUUCUUUGCUUUUAUCUCCCCCGCCGUUCAUUAGAUAUUGUGGAUUUUUUGCGUAACUUUACAGUAGAGGUUGUGGGCGUAGGUGACGUCUGCUCUUUUGCACAAAUGGAUGUUCGACGCCAUGGUAAUCCUAACUGGAUGACUGAAGGUCACACAGAAGCAAAUCAAUACCAGCAAGCUGAAGAUGGGAAAACAGAAUUAUCACUUAUGCAUUUCACUUUAACGAAUCCAAAUUGGAUACCUCCAGAAGAAUCUUCUGUGUACUUAAAUAAUUUGAGAGAUCAAGCUGUUAGAGAUGUUAGAAAGUUACAUAUGAUGCCAGAGGAAAAUGCAUUGUAUUAUUCUCUGAAUUCUGUUUCAUCAUUGGGUGGAGAAUAUAGCGAUUUAGUGAAGAGUAUUUUGCAUACUAAUGUCGAUCCGUCGAUUGGUCCUACUAGUAUAUUGGCUCGAUCCUUAGCACGGUCUCAACUUCUCUCUCCGUCGGCACCUUCUCCAGUACCUGUAUUUGUUGGAAACAUUGCUCAAAGAGAAGGACCACUUCACAUUAAUUCGGCUGGUCUUAUAUCGAGUUUACAUCAUUCCCAAUAUCAACAUCAGAGUGAAAGUCAUAUUACAUCUAUUCAACCUUCUUCUGUCACUGAUGUACCUUUGGAAUUUACCGCUGCUAAUAUGAGUAUAAGUACUUUAUAUAUGCACGGUUUGCAUUCUAAGUACUUGAAGCAAAGAAGUAGUGCACCGAGAGUUGGCCAUCCAUCCAUUAUUUGGCAGCGUCCAUUACAGGACAUGCCCGGAAUUAUGGAAUCUCCUCAAGAGGUAAUAGGUAUCGAGGGAGGAGAAGAAAGAGCCGAACAUCAACCGCUUCUGCCUGACACAAGAAUCACCAGGUCGUCUUGAGUGGGAAACAUGUCAGAACAGCCGAGAUUAAGCUUUUAGUAGUCAGCAUUUAACUGCCAUUUCUGUUAAUGUCCUGCUACAGUAUUUAACUGCAAUUGAAUGCUUUCUACGACAAAAUUCUAAUGAUUAAAAGUAUUUCUAUCUCUAAUCGAGAUUUUAAAUUGCAUGAGUAUUAAAAAAAAUGAUGUACGGAGUGUCCACGACUACCAAUGUACAAAUUUUAAAACUUUUACUGGAUAUGUGUAAAAAAGUUUUAAGAGAAACGCAGUUAAACAUGGACGAGUGAAAUGUUCGCAUUAAUUAUUAAAGCAAAAUUGCUAAAGGAACCAGAAUAUUUAUCAAUCUUUAUAAUUGUCUUUAAACAGUAAUUUAAAUCGGUAGUAAGAUAAGUCAGUAUUUUAUUCAAUUUACUUUUAUUUGAAGUAGCCUAUUGGUUCUUUCGAAUUUGUAUAAAUGCCAACGAAAUUCAUUUUCAGUAAGAAUUUCUAUAGGUGACAAGAAACUAAUAAUUGAAAAUUGAUCGCACAUAAUAUAAAAUUUAAGUCAUUUUAGAAGUGUAUAUCAUAAUCAUACUACGUAAGAGUUGCGAUAAUUUUUCGUUUUUAAAUUUUACAUUAAAAAAAACUACUAGAUGUAAUUAUCGAUCUUUAAAGUAAGAUGUGAGUAUAUGACACGUUUUUUAAAUCAUAGCUCAUGCCAAUUUUUUCGGUUUCUUUGUCUACAGACUAACUUGUUGCUCCGAUGUGUAAAUGUGAGUUUGUUUAUACACCGAAUUUGUAAAUUGUGCAAUGGAUUGUUGUUGCCUGUGAUCGUUUACACUUUGAUAAUUAUGACGAAUUUAAAUACACGCUAUUUGAAGUAACCAGUCCAUUGAAUUGUAAGGAGGAAAACAAGAAAAACAUGUAAAAUGUAAAUUCCUGUUAUUGGAAAAAAGGAAAAAAAAAAAAAAAAUGCAUAAAUAUGAAUGAGUAAAUGACUAUUUUAUUAAUGCUUAGUUUUACCAUUAAUGGAAGUAGAGUAUAUAUUACUCUGUCCAGUUUAUAGUAGCAUGCUAAUUUGUGAGUGGUGUAUAUGCUGUGGGAUUCUGUCCUGGUAUAAUUUUGCAUAGAGUGCCUUGUAGUUUUCCUCCCCUCGCAGAUGGAGAUGGUCCAAUUCGUUUGUCACGCCGAUAGUUAUUUAUAUGAGAAAAUGGUAAAAAAAAAAA
Molecule: messenger RNA, 3708 nt
Organism: Centruroides sculpturatus (bark scorpion)
Lineage: Eukaryota; Metazoa; Arthropoda; Arachnida; Scorpiones; Buthidae
Gene: Atg9
Product: autophagy-related protein 9A-like
Exons: 22
Coding region: 153-2504 (783 amino acids)
Biological process (GO): autophagy of mitochondrion; protein localization to phagophore assembly site
Cellular component (GO): autophagosome; phagophore assembly site
Source: RefSeq, a predicted model, not a curated record